AAUAUAUGAAUAACCCCCCCCCCCAAUUAUCAUUGUAGUUACGACCCUGAAACCACCUGCCUUUCAGCGUUCUUGCAGAAACUGUUUGUCUUGGCCUUUGACGACACUUACGACAAAUUUACCUAAUUAUUCAGCUAACCUCACCAGGGUUAACCAGAUUACUGAAAAAAGAAGCCAAACAUUGUUGUAGUCGGCCCUUUGAUUUCCAGCUUUGUUUGAACUUUGAACAACAAAUCAGCUGACCUCUAUACAGUAGCUGAAUGCAGCGUUAUAUUUUUUUCUAAGCGCAGGCUGCGACGGGCCGAAAAUUUUGGAUACAAAUUUCAGCAAAAAUUGCCCUAAUUUUGGUUGAAUUCGAUUAAAAAUUUUGAAAUUAUAGUUCUAACCUCGAAUUUAUAUUGAAAAUUAGAAAUUAGUACUCGACUUCGGUCUUCGGAGUUCAAAAAAUCCGAUAUUGUUGUUUUGAUGUUGUCAUGUUGCUAAAAAUAGAAGCAGGUAUUUCCCCUUUCAGGCCUUUCUUACGUUUUCUUGGAAGAGAUGACAGAAAUUCAUUUGAAAAACCUCACGACGUGAAGAAACAGAAACAGAAAGAAAACUAAAUGGAAUGUUUUCCAGAAAAUCCUUCCUAUUUGACUAAUAAUUAAUAAAGGGCAGCACAUCAGAUAGUACAUGAUAUGGCUGCAAGUAACUCGUCUUCAAGCGAGUUUGAACCUCGGGAUUAUCAAUCGGAACUAAUCGAUGCAGCAAUAAAGGAAAACAUUAUUGUUCAUCUGGGAACUGGCACUGGCAAGACUUAUAUUAGCAUCAAACUGAUUGAACAUCUGGCAGGAGAAGAUGGCAUAUUCAGACCCUUUUCUAAAGAUGUUAAGAGGACCUUCUUUUUGGUUGAUAAAGUUCCUUUGGUUUACCAACAAGCUGAUGCCAUUAGAAAAACACAAACUGCACUUCGUGUAAAGGAGUUCUGUGGUGAAAUGGAUGUGGACUCCUGGUCAAGAGAAUGUUGGGAAAGUCAUUUUAAAGAGAAUCAUGUAUUGGUAAUGACAGCUCAGAUCUAUUGUGACUGUAUAGAAGAUGGCACAUUUAAAUUAAACGAAGCCAACUUGUUAGUCUUUGAUGAAUGUCAUCAUGCCAAAAAAGAACACCCAUUUAAAAAAAUCAUGGACUGCUUUACUAACGACCAAGAUUAUGAAAAGCAAGACUUGCCAAGGAUCCUUGGACUAACUGCAUCAGUUGUUGGGGGGAAUGUGAAGCCUGGCCAGGUUAAGGGUAAAAUAGAAAUGCUGGAACGCACAUUAAGAAGUGUCUGCAAAACAGCACAGUCAGAUACUUUAAAGAAAUGCGGUGCUAAACCUGAAGAAAUUAUGAGACCCUACUUAUCUUCAAACCAUUUAGACAGUGCUGCAAUCGUUUUGGAAAAAGCAUUCCAUUCUGUUUUGAAUUCUGUGAAGGCAUUCUUUGAGGACAUGUCAGAGGUUAAUUGUUCUGAAGAAGUCAUCAAGAAUGAAUUAAAAGUUUCAAAGGAUGCAGUCUGUGGAUGUUUAGCAUUAUUGGAUGAAAUUGGGAUCUGGGCAGCAUAUGAAAUGUCAAUGGUGUUAAUUGAGAAUUUAGAAAAGAGAAUCAAGAGAGUCUGUGAGAAGAUUGCAAGUUUGCUUCUUCAGACAACAGUGACCAGUUUACGAGAACUUUGCUGGAGAUACGACAAAUUUAGCACAGCAAACAUGGCAGGCCAAGAGAGAAUUCAACAAGAAUAUUUGAAACCGAAAGUGCAGGAACUUCUGAAUCUCUUUUCCGAGUAUAAAGGUGACAAAUCUAAAAUGUGUUCGAUUGUAUUCGUCCAGACACGGUACGCAGCUUACAUGAUAAGCAAACUGAUCAACGCUGUGGCGUCGUCGGAAAGCGAUGAAUAUCGACAUCUCAGCUCAGAUUUUGUAACCGGUCAUGGCUCUGAGCUGCCAGGCGUUUCUGCAACGCAGAUGAACUUUAAGAAACAGCAGGAAACGUUGACGAAAUUCCGCACAGGGACGUUCAACGUGCUCGUGGGAACGAGUGUCGUGGAGGAAGGUGUGGAUAUCCCAAAAUGCAACCUCGUUGUCAUGUUUGAUUUCCCACAAAACUAUCGAGCGUUCGUUCAGUCGCGCGGCCGGGGUAGAGCAAAGGAUGCGAAAUAUGUGAUGUUGGUGGAAGAGAAUGGGUCUCAGAGACAAAAGCAAGAUCAAAAAAUGAGUAACUAUAAAUGUGUUGAGGAACGUUUGAGAGAGUUGUGUGAAGCCAAACGUGACGGGCCUACAGAGGAAGAAAUCAACGAGGAAGUGAAUGAAUAUCCACUUGAAAAAUAUUUCACAAAGGAAGGUGGAAAACUUUACAUGGGAAAUGCUGUAAAUCGUUUAUACAGAUAUUGCUCAAAACUAUCGGCAUCUAUUCCUCUUAAACCAGUGUUUAUAAUUAAUGACGUGGCAGAGAAAUUUCAGUGUUCAUUGAAACUGCCAAGGAACAGUGACAUCAUCGAAGUCAUUGAGGGGGAACCAAUGAAAAACAAGAAAAACGCAAGACGGGCGGUGGCACAAGAAGCUUGUAUCCAGUUGCAUCGACUUGGUGCUUUGAAUGACCAUUUUCUGCCAGUCGAGAGCAGCUCUGAAAGCGAGAGUGACGGCGAAGAUGACGUUGUUGAUGGUUCUUCACAGCACAAAACAGGGACAAAGAAAAGAGUGAGAUCACAUCGUGUCAAGACAUCAAAUCAACUGUAUGGACACGUGGUCACAAAUAAUAAGAUGAAUAUAUACGCCAUCAAUAUGGAGUUUUGCGAAGUUUAUGACACCAUCAAGAAGGAAAGGUUAUGGGAUUGGAACAGAAAAAAUGGGAUUGGAAUUUCCCUUGGGAUUGUUACCACUGAAAAAUUGCCAGUUGAUCAGUUAUUACCGUUCUAUCUCUACAACGAUAUUGGCAAGUUAGUGGUCACUCUCAGUGAACGCUGUCAACUAAAAAGGACGCUAUUUCAAAAACACCAGGAUACCUUCAACUGGUUUCACAAGUUUAUUUUUACUGAAACUCUAGAAUUCAAACUCGGUGCUUUCACGAAUUACGGUUGCCGAAUUGUUUUAUUGAACUGUGACGAUGUUUCUGCCAGUUCGAGUAUCAUUAACUUCGAUGCCGAAUGGAAACACUUCGAGAAAAUGCGACAAAAAGUGACGGUCCUAACUUCUGAUACAGAUCAUUUAGAUUCAGUUGUCACUAAGGGUUAUUCAAAAAAUGAGAUGGAGAAUCAAGAACGUUAUCUCAUCCUAUCAAAAACUGACAAAACCCCUCUUAGCCCCUUUCCCGAUUUGAAAUUUAAAACAUUUCAGGAUUACUAUAAAAGAAAAUAUGAUAUUGAAAUCAGUGAUCUGUCCCAAUCUCUAGUGGAAGUUAUCAGAUCGCGUCGUGAGAUUGAUUGCCGAAAGAAACGGCAAGUACUCUCGGGGAAAAAUACUAAGAAAAAAAAUAUCAAGGAGCUCCUGGUACCGGAAUUAUUAAAAUUAAGACCAAUUCCACAAUCGUUGACACUUCGCGCUCUUUUUCUGCCGACCAUAUUAUACCGCGUUGAUAGCCUCGUUUCCAUGAUUGAACUACGAGAUACAAUAUCCACUAAAAUGGCUGCCAACUUUUCAUAUGUCGACCAAACGGCAGAACCUCCACGAAAAAGAUCUAAACUCGAUUGUUUAGGCGUGGAUAUCGGUAGUGAAGAAAGAGACCCUUAUUCGUCUGUUUUAAAGUACUUCUCUCCAUUCGAACGCGACAGUUCAGUACCGUUACCCCAAUUACUGGAGGCAGUCACGUGUGCUCGAUCCAACGAUGAUUUCAGUCUUGAGAGGCUAGAAAUGCUUGGUGAUUCAUUUCUUAAAAUGGCCGUCAGUAUUCAUGUUUAUUCACAUGAAAAUCACAAAGACGAGGGCAAAUUAACAAAGUAUCGCACACGACAGAUUUCAAACAAGAACCUUUUCAAGCUAGCGAUGAAGAAAGACCUCCCGAAGUUUAUCAAAUACAUUGGCUUCUCUAAGGAGACAUGGCAUCCACCGGGCUUCGCCAUAUCCAAGGAAGAAUUAGUAAAUGGCAGCUCUUCCUCUUCUACCGAUGACGGCGCUAACGGAGACAGUAGCAACGUUAUCGAUGACACUUUAACACAGACGAUCCCGGAUAAGAGUGUCGCAGACAGCAUGGAGGCGCUUAUUGGAGCAUAUUUUAUUCAUUGUGGAUACAUGGGGGCACUUAGGUUUAUGACAUGGUUAGGCGUGAAAGUAUUUUACGAGAAGAACACGCCUGCUGAAUUGUUGAACGAUAACGGACGCAGAAAAUCUCCAACGCUUUGCGAUAUCUCUAAGUACGCUAACUAUCCCUUACCAGAUCUAGAAAUCUCUGCCGACGGAACGACCAAAGGAAUGGCUUCGUUUGAGAGGAAGAUUGGUUAUACUUUUAAAAACAAGGUUUUAUUGCUCGAAGCAUUCACUCAUCCGUCAUCCAACGAUAACACCAUAACUGGUUCCUACCAACGUCUCGAGUUCUUGGGCGACGCAAUUCUUGAUUUCCUGGUCACCCAACACAUCUACAACAACUGUAAAAAAGACCUGACUCCUGGUCAACUUACGGACCUGCGUUCAGCUCUCGUGAACAACAACAUCUUCGCUGUUAUUUCAAUAGAGAACGACUAUCAUAAAUACCUAAAGUAUUUGUCGUUUCAUUUGUUUGGUACCAUUGGUAAUUUUGUGAGAGAAGCUAAACUAUACCAAGAGAGUCUUGGUGACAAGGUGAGCCCAGAUCCUUACGUGAUCGCCGUACAGAGUGACAGCAGUGAUGUGGAAUGUAUUGAAGCUCCGAAACCUCUGGGUGAUGUUUUUGAGUCCGUUGCUGGUGCGAUAUUCCUUGACAGCGGUCUGGAUGUCCUCGAAGUCUGAAGAGUCUAUUAUCCAAUGCUUAAGAAGUUCAUUGAUGAGUACUCGCAGAACGUGCCAAAAAAUCCGGUGAGAAGAGUUAAUGAACUUGACGUGAGUGCGGAAUACAGAAAGGCAGAGAUAUUAGAAGACGGUAGAGUGUCUAGUGUUCUUAAAUUCAAAGGUAGCGAGUAUAAAGGUUUUGGGAUAAAUAAACGAAAUGCUAAACUUUCUGCUUCCUAUAGGGCUUUGAAAACAAUCGAUGACAAAAAAUAGUUAGCGUUUUAAGAUUAUUGGUAUGCGGGUCAACCAAAUAAUAAUUUUGGUUUUAAAAUAUAAUAUAAUAAGUUAAAAUUUGGGGAAUCUAUAAAUAGUCGAGGUAAAUAAUGUAUUUUACAUAGGAAUUAAUUAAUAAAUUUAUUCGAUUAGUAACAAAGUCAAUGAAUUCCGGCAAUGUUCAUUCAUGUGCAAUCGACGGUGGGAAGCCGCCCACACGCCAGCUGCUUCUAAGUGCCCGUGCGCGGGCGUCAACACCAUAUAUGGCAAGCGUAGGAAGUGAAUCAGUGAUAAAACAAUAAUCAACACAAUAUGGCUCGAUUUGAAAUGCACAAAAUUUUCAAUUUGCAAAUUAUAAAACACUGAAAGAUAAUUGCUGUCGGUUCCAUUGGUCGCCGUUUGACAGUUUGCACCUGUGUAUGAACAUAUAACGCCAUUCUGAAACGAAGAAAGUACUUCAGAAGAUUAAAUAACGAACGAUCAAAAGCUAGCUAGCUUUGAUCAUAUUUGAUUGAACGCA
This is a messenger RNA of Dendronephthya gigantea, 5697 nucleotides long. Its product is annotated as endoribonuclease Dicer-like. NCBI's taxonomy places the organism in Eukaryota, Metazoa, Cnidaria, Anthozoa, Malacalcyonacea, Nephtheidae. Gene Ontology annotation, biological process: siRNA processing; pre-miRNA processing. Gene Ontology annotation, molecular function: protein binding; ATP binding; RNA binding. The record is from RefSeq and is a predicted model, not a curated record.